Dictyostelium purpureum is the source of this 237-nucleotide messenger RNA. RefSeq lists its product as uncharacterized. Lineage: Eukaryota; Evosea; Eumycetozoa; Dictyosteliales; Dictyosteliaceae. The transcript has a single exon. The coding region runs from base 1 to 237 and encodes 78 amino acids. The record is from RefSeq and is a predicted model, not a curated record.
AUGGAAAUCUCAUUACCACAAAAAUUUUUUGAAGCUCUCCCAUACGAAGAUGAAGAAAAAAUUCAAAAAGAACAAAGAUAUAGCGAUAAAACCCAUUUCGAAAUUACUAUGGCAAUUAAUGUACUCUUGUACCUCAGUACCUGUUUCCCAUCAGAUGAAGAAACCCCUGAAUUAACUAUAAAAGAAAAUGAAUUUAAAAGAAUUAAACAAAUUUUAGAAUUUUAUAAAAGGGAUUAA